AUGUUCUUUCUUAUAAUAUCAUUUGUUUUAUACGUCAAUGCUUGUUUUGGACAUAGUUUAAUUAAUAGUCAAUCGUUCCCAUUUAUCAAAGAAACUAUUGCAACUCAAUCUGUGCAAACCGAUCCUGAUGAUCCAGCUAUAUGGAUUCAUCCAAAUCAAGUUGAACUUAGUCUUAUUAUUGGUACAGAUAAAACAGCCCGAAUAGGUGGACUAUAUGUUUUUGAUUUGAAUGGUAAAAUUAUUCAACAUAUUUCAAAUCUUGAUCGACCUAAUAAUGUUGAUGUUGAAUACGGUUUUAAAAUAAAUGAAACAUAUUCUAUAGAUGUAGUUGUUGUUACAGAGCGUAAAAAACAACGUUUACGUAUUUUUUCAGUUAAUAUUCGUUCACGUCAGUUAUAUGAAAUAACUGGAUCAAAUACUUAUGUAUUUAUUGAUAGUAAUGGACAUGAAGCAGCACCAAUGGGUAUUGGUUUAUAUAAACGAGCAGAUGAUAAGAAAAUUUAUGCUAUUGUCAGUCGAAAAUCUGGUCCUAGACAAGAUUAUCUCGGUCAAUAUGAAUUAAUAUGGAAUAGAGACUCAAUAGAUUUAAAAUUUAUUCGUUAUUUUGGUAAUUCUCAAGGAUCAGAAAUUGAAUCAAUUGUAGUUGAUGAUCAACUUGGAUUUAUAUAUUAUUCUGAUGAAGGAUAUGGUAUUCGUAAAUAUAAUGUUGAUCCAAACACAGAUCAAAAUGAACAAAUUAGUUUUAUCAAUACAACUAAUAUAUGGCAAGGUGAUUCCGAAGGACUUGCUUUAUAUACAACAUCAGAUAAAAAUGGAUAUUUAAUAAUAACAGAUCAAUUAGAACAUGGAACUAUAUUUCAUAUAUAUGAACGUCAAGGAACAAAUUCUUAUAUAAAAUCAAUAAAAACACGUGCUGUUAAUACAGAUGGUAUAGAAGCAACAAGUAAUUCAUUAAAUGCAAAUUUUCCUCAUGUGUUUAUUAUGUUCAAUUAA
Molecule: messenger RNA, 993 nt
Organism: Adineta steineri
Lineage: Eukaryota; Metazoa; Rotifera; Eurotatoria; Adinetida; Adinetidae
Source: the annotation of a GenBank genome assembly